GGAAAUCGGCUGCUCCUUCUGUGCGAGGAGACGAGAUGGCCAACUCGGCGCUGGAGAUCGUGGGCCUGUUGCUGACCCUCAUCGGGCUGAUCGGGGCGGCGGCCAGCACGGGGAUGCCCAUGUGGAGAGUCACGGCCUUCAUCGGGGAGAACAUCAUCGUGUUCGAGACCCGAUACGAGGGGCUGUGGAUGAACUGCUUCCGGCAGGCCGACAUCAGGAUGCAGUGUAAGGUGUACGACUCGCUCCUGGCCCUGUCGCCCGACCUGCAGGCGGCGAGGGGCCUCAUGUGCUGCGCCCUGGCGCUGGGCGGCCUGGGCCUGCUCAUCAGUUUGCUGGGGAUGCAGUGCACGUCGUGCAUUCAAAACAACGACCGAGCCAAGCGGGUGGUGCUCAUCAUCUCGGGCUGCAUGGUCAUCAUGGCCUGCAUCUGCGUCCUGAUCCCCGUGUCCUGGACGGGUCACGUCAUCAUCAGGGACUUCUACAACCCGCUGCUGAUCGACGCCCAGCGCAGGGAGCUGGGCGAGGCGCUCUACAUCGGCUGGGUGGCCUCGGCUUUCCUGUUCGCCGGAGGAUGCAUGUUUCUCUGUUGCAACCUGCAGUCUGACGAGAAAGGCUCGGAGCGGUACGUGUACAGCAGGAACUCGGCCUACACGGCUUAUCCUCCGCAGCCUCUGCAGCAGCUGCAGCCUCAGCAGCUGGUGCUCAUUCCCCAGCCUCAGCCUCAGCCUCAGCCGGUGCUGUCAAGACACCCAUCGACUAAUUACAGCUAUCACAGCAGGUACCCCUCGGUCCGCAGCGGGGUCGCCUACCUCUGAACACCGGAGAUGACUGAAAUAACGGGGAUCAGCCGGUCUCCACAUGUAAGAACCUGUCAUUUCAACCAGGACUGUAAUAAAAUCUGUUUGAAAUAAGUACUUUUCAUAUGAAUGCAGGUUUUUCAGAUCAAUGUCCUUAUUAUACAUAUUAUUUUUAAUGUGAUGCUCCAAAGAACUAACAACACAUUCCCAAUCUUACCAGUGUGAAUCAAUGCAUUACAAUGAUAGAAUUUUAUAAUAUCAGCAUUUUUUGGGGUGUGUGUGUGUGUGUGUAUGUGUGUAUGUGUGUGUGUUUGUGUGUGUGAGCAUGCUGUAAAUAGCAAGAAUGUUUGCUUUCACUGUAAAAAAUGUUUUUAGUACAUAUUGAGUCGAUACAUAUGUUUGUUUUUUGUUUUUUUUACUUUUGAACCAAUUUCCAUGUGAAUUUCACAGUUAGGAUAGUUAUGCAACUAUGUUAGCAAAAAAAGCACAAACACAGCCGUGUUUCGUGAACCUGUCCUUCUUAUUUUCUUUCUCAAAUGGAGUUACCUGACUUUCCAAUUUACCUUUAAAUGAACAGCAGCAAUUAUGACAGUUAUUUUGUCAAAUCAGAAAGUACAGGUAAUGUUACUGUGGAAGAAAAAACAAACCUCAAAGAAAGUUCAGCAUCAUCUUAGUCAAUUUAAGACACAUGAUUCACGUUUACAUACAUAUUUACUUUUAGUUUCUGCAUUGUGUCAUUUCCUGAAUUUCUGUAGUUCUCGGGUCGACUGAUUCUUCGUGACAUGCAGGGUUAGGACUGCUUGUUAAAGGCGUGGACUCAGAGAAAACAACCUGACACUGUGAUCAUGUGAUGCACAUUUGAAAGUCGCUCCACAUUUCCAUGCGGAGCGCUUUAGAGCAGAACAUUUCCUCAGAGUGAGUUCAUCAGCUCUCACACUGUGGUCACUUUAUCGCACUUUUAUAUCAUUCAAAUGAACAGCAGCUGGAAUUAUCUGUCAAUGAAACUCAUUUCUUUAUGGUCUGGAAACAUUUGGUGUUGAUUCUUAUUGCACUUCUAGGUUAAACUGAGAGUUUAUCACUGAGCAUUUGGAGCUAUUCUUGCACUAAUAAUCCCUCUGUGUCAAGUUUCCAUCUGGUUCUCCAGAAUAUGUUCAUGAAAUAGAAACAAGGCAGAGUUUCACAGUGUGAGCAGGCCUGUGUGUGCACCGUACAUGAAUAAUGAUGUGUUGGUCUUGUUGGGAAACUGUUUCUGCAGGUAUCAUGAUUGUUUUAAUCCAAUGUAUCUGACCUAUUUCAACUAUUUCACUUUUAUAUCAUAUAAAAUGUACUUAUCUUGGUCUCAAGUUCAUAUGUUUAUGAUUUUCUGAUCACUUCAUUGCAUUUUUACGUUAUUUUACUUUUUUAACCUGUUAUGUUUUAAGUUUGAAAGAAAGUUUCAAUUUAUCUAUUGUCAUUUUACAUGUUUUUAAGGAUCAUAUUUAGAAAUAGAUAAAGUCUUGAAUGAAAUGUGUUCACUGACCUUCAGAUUUUAACAUCACCUAUGUUACUGGCUGGGCUUUUUUGUAUAACACUUCAGUUUUGGUACAGAAUGACAAUCUGUACAGUAUGUGGAACUCAUUACCGACUGAGCUGGAAGUGGAGUGUGUUGACAUGCGCUCCCUCUCAUUUCAUUACCUUGAAGGUCAUCUCUGCUCCCCGGUGGGCAGUGAAAGAACUGCAGGAGCGGCCCUUUGGUGUUUUCACUGUUUGCUUCUGAAUUUGUAAUACAAAAAGAGGGAGGAUGAUUAAAAACAGUUUAAGCGAUUAAAAAGUUUUCUGAA
Messenger RNA from Salarias fasciatus (jewelled blenny), 2617 nucleotides. It is a transcript of the gene cldn8.1, whose product is annotated as claudin 8.1. The transcript has a single exon. The record is from RefSeq and is a predicted model, not a curated record. Lineage: Eukaryota; Metazoa; Chordata; Actinopteri; Blenniiformes; Blenniidae. Gene Ontology annotation, cellular component: bicellular tight junction; membrane. Gene Ontology annotation, molecular function: structural molecule activity. Bases 36 to 815 code for a protein of 259 amino acids.